Messenger RNA from Durio zibethinus, 3098 nucleotides. RefSeq names its product putative receptor-like protein kinase At1g11050. The record is from RefSeq and is a predicted model, not a curated record. Gene Ontology annotation, biological process: protein phosphorylation. Gene Ontology annotation, molecular function: ATP binding; protein kinase activity. Lineage: Eukaryota; Viridiplantae; Streptophyta; Magnoliopsida; Malvales; Malvaceae.
CUUGCUAAAAUCUUCCAUGACUUACUGGCUUCAGCUUGGAACAUCAUAUCCUUUGCAACAAUUUGAAGGGAAAUGAAAUUUGAGGAUAUUAAUCCUAGACAAAUUUGUAAAUGCCGACUAUGAAUCCUUCUCGAUCACCAUGCAUUAAAUGGCGUGUAAUGAACGCUCAAUCAAAGCCCUUUUCCUCUGCUGGUGUGAGUUGGCACGUGCCUAGGAUGAAAGUAGAAACAAAAUCCAGCAGCCAAAGAGGAGUGAAAUAGAGGGCGUUUGACCAACAGAUCAGUCCUGAAUAUCUGCAGCUUCCUGGUGUCAUCACCCUUAUCUUUCCCUUCCUGGAAAACCAAAACCCUGACUAGAAAAUCUAUCGAUCUUGUACCAAAAAAAAUGCAUAGACAGAAAAUGAAGAUUAGCUCAGAGCUUGUCUGUCUUGUUUUCCUAUCUGCCCUUUCCUUUACCGUUGCUGCCUCAUCUCCAGCUUCCACCAACGCAUCUGCAACAUGUCCAAUGGACCUCAACUAUGUCACAAGAAUCCCGUGGAACAACUCUGUUUGCCACAACUUCCACCCCAGCUCAACCUCCAAAGCUGAAAUUGCAAAAGAAAACUGUUGCACAUCUCUAUUAUCGGUCUUGGGUAUUGGAUUUGCCGUACAUCUUAAAGAAACAUCUCUCUUUCAUCUACCAAAUUUGCCCACUUCUGUUUCUUGCCUCCAAGAUUUCCAGUCAAAGCUUAACUCUCUUUCUCUUCCUAGUAAUCUCGUUUCCCUUUGUUUUGAACCUAUGCAGUUUGUGAUUACACCUAACGUUUGUGCCAACAUACAAACAACCCAAGAUUGGGUUGCCAAGCUGGGGGAAUCGACUGCACUUGACCACGGUUGCAGUUCUGAUCUCAAUGAUCUUACUGUUUGUGAUACUUGUCUUCGUGCUGGUAACGAAGUUCAUGCUAGAUUGGUCUCUAUUGAUGGUAAUGAAACUCACAGUACUGAUUGUUUUCAUUUUGUUGUUCUUUAUGCUGCUGGAAUUGUUAAUGAGCUUGGACCUGAAAGUAAUGGGGUUGUGAAAUGUGCUUUUGCAUUAACUUUGAAUGAGCAAUCUAGUUCAGCCAGUGAAAGACAUUCAGUCCUUGUUUUUGGCUUGAUUGGAGCUGGGGUUGCUGUUUUUGUUACGUUUAGUUUAUUGGGGUCCUACUUUUGGUAUACAAAAAGAUUUACAAAGAAGAAUAAUAGUGGCUCUGAUUCUAAUUUUGAUGAUUUAGAGGAGCAAGGGUCUAGGCCAAAAUUGAGGCCUAAUACAGGGUCGAUUUGGUUCAAACUUCAUGAUCUUGAGAAGGCUACGGAUAAUUUUUCGCAGAAGAAUUUUAUAGGGAGAGGGGGAUUCGGUUUUGUUUACAAAGGCGUUUUACCAGAUUGGACAGUGGUCGCUGUUAAGAGAAUUAUAGAAUCAGAGUUUCAAGGAGAUGAAGAGUUUUGCAAUGAGGUUGAGAUUAUUAGCAACUUGAAGCAUAGGAAUCUUGUGCCUCUUAGAGGGUGUUGUAUGAUCGAUGAUGACGAAAAUUAUGAUGAGAAAGGGAGUCAAAGGUAUCUUGUCUACGAUUAUAUGCCAAAUGGAAACCUUGAUGACCAUUUGUUCCCAUCAAAAAUGGGAAGUACACCAUUGAGUUGGCCUCACAGAAAGAACAUAAUUUUGGAUGUGGCAAAGGGGUUAGCUUAUUUGCACUAUGGAGUGAAGCCUGCAAUAUAUCAUAGAGAUAUAAAGGCUACGAAUAUAUUGCUUGAUGCUGAUAUGAGAGCAAGAGUGGCAGAUUUUGGGUUGGCGAAGCAGAGUAGGGAAGGUCAGUCUCACCUCACUACUAGAGUGGCUGGAACUCAUGGAUACUUGGCCCCUGAAUAUGCUCUUUAUGGGCAACUGACUGAGAAGAGUGAUGUUUACAGUUUUGGUGUGGUUGUUUUGGAGAUAAUGUGUGGGAGAAAAGCUCUUGAUUUGUCUUCAUCAGGCUCACCACGUGCAUUUUUGAUAACUGAUUGGGCUUGGUCAUUGGUGAAGGCAGGAAAAGUAGAGGAGGCUUUGGACCGGUCCUUGAUCAAUAAUGGGGAUUCUGUGAAUUCAAAUCCAAAGGCUAUAAUGGAGAGAUUUGUGCAGGUUGGGAUUUUGUGUUCUCAUGUAAUGGUAGCUUUAAGGCCUACCAUUUUGGAUGCACUGAAAAUGUUAGAAGGCGAUAUUGAAGUUCCUCCAAUUCCAGAUCGACCAAUGCCUCUAGGGCACCCUUCAUUUUGUGGUGACGGCAAUGCUUUCAGCAUCUCACCAGCAUUAAGUGGGCCACAACUGCAUGCAGGAGACAUGCUCAGGUCAUUGGAGAGAGAUAACGACUCCAGUGGGUUCUCAAUGCGCAAAGAUUUCAAACAUUCCAUUCUUUUUGUCAUGCUAUCUGUUCUGUAUAUAGGUUUUGUAUAGUCCUUGUAUACUAGCUCCAGCUUGUAGCCUUGUAUGGAUUUCUGUCAUAUUUUAUAGUGGAUUUGGGGUUUAUUUCAGUUUAUUGAAGUCUCUAUAUUUAUUUUAUUGUUUGUUUUCUCUUAAAAAUGAAUGGUAACCUUUCAUACGUUAGAACUGCUAUAAAAGCCUAGUGUUACAAAUAAUAUGGAGCAAGCUCAAUAGCUUCACAGAACAGUAGGCAGUCAGCUUUUACACAGGUUGAAGCUGGUUCAAGGGGGAAAGCUGGAGAAACAGUAGAGCAUUGCUUUUCUGUUUGUGUGUGAGAAGCAGAUUGCUCCGUGAUGCAUAAAACACCGUGUGUGUGUGUUUGUUAUUCAUCAUUGGUUGAAACUUGUUCACUGGUCGUGAGAGCAGUGAAAAAUGAAGGGCUCUGCAUUGGUUGAGAGAUGAGAAUUGCAAAACAACAAGAAUGUGCCAUUUAGGAUGCUGCCUUUAAUGCCAACCUUUUUGUUUGAAGCAGACAAUGCCUAGUGUUGCUCGUCCAAUUCUGUUCAGCCAAUGCCGUGAGCAGCCCAUGGUUGCCUGCCUGCUAAAUUCUUUGUUCUAGUUUUCGAAGUAUCAAUAGUUUUAUUAUUUGUCAUUGACUGAGUGGAUUUUCAAACAGCAGAAAC